CUCCUUGGAUUAAUCCUAACUCUCUUUCUAUCUGUUUGCUUCCCUUUUUCUUCUCUGUCUCAAAAGAUAUUUAUCUCUAUCAUCAUCAUCAUCAUCAUCAUCAUAUAUAUAUAGUUUUAUAAAUUACAAAAUAUAUAUACCUUUAUAAUAUCAGUCUCCCCAUUAAAGGGUUUAAAAGAAUGGAUGUUAAAGCAAAGGGAAACGUACGAAGGGAAGAGGAGGAUCAUCAAAUAGAGCUGAGACGAGGACCAUGGACUGUUGAAGAAGAUUUAAAGCUCGUUAAUUACAUUGCUGCUCAUGGUGAAGGUCGAUGGAAUUCACUUGCUCUUUUCGCAGGUCUCAAAAGGACGGGAAAAAGCUGCAGAUUGAGAUGGUUAAAUUAUCUUCGACCCGAUGUUCGACGUGGGAACAUCACCCUUGAAGAACAACUUUUAAUUCUUGAACUUCACUCUCAUUGGGGAAAUAGAUGGUCCAAAAUUGCCCAACAUUUGCCUGGAAGAACUGACAAUGAGAUAAAAAACUAUUGGAGAACUCGUGUCCAAAAACAUGCCAAGCAACUCAAAUGUGACGUGAACAGUAAGCAAUUCAAAGACACCAUGCGAUACCUAUGGAUGCCAAGGUUAGUUGAACGAAUUCAAGCCGGCAUCGCCUCCUCCUCCUCCACAACAGCCACCUCCACGGGGCAAAUCGUUAUACCACAAGUAGCCCUAAGUUAUAACACCCUUGACAAUUCCAGCACCGCAAUCUCGUCGGAGACUCAAGUUUCACCAACAUCAGAUUUUUCCGAUUGUUACGGUAACAUGGUCCCGAUUAAUGAAAACCCGAACCCAUAUUACUUUCAGGCUAGCCAAAUUGGUUCCUCUAAUGAUUACAACCACGGCAUGGAUUUCCAACCAUGGUUGCGUGGAGUUGAUAAUAUUACAUCAGAUCAUUUCUUGGAUUGUGAUGAUUUUUUGUUACAACAGCAAUUUAACUUCAACAUGUGAGGGAAUUUUCAAGUAAAAUUUAGAAAGAAAAAAAAACAAAUAUGGAAAUAUAGGGUUUGAUUUUUCUAAUUGCGUUUCAACUUUAGUUUGUAUUUUGUAACCAUCUUUUUUUCUAUUUGAGGGGUGGGGAUAUUGUAAUUUAAGACUUUUGUUGUUAAUAAUAAUCACAUUAAUUCAUAUUAA
This is a messenger RNA of Gossypium raimondii (Peruvian cotton), 1169 nucleotides long. RefSeq names its product transcription factor MYB78. The transcript has 3 exons. Gene Ontology annotation, biological process: regulation of DNA-templated transcription. Gene Ontology annotation, cellular component: nucleus. The record is from RefSeq and is a predicted model, not a curated record. Gene Ontology annotation, molecular function: sequence-specific DNA binding; DNA-binding transcription factor activity. NCBI's taxonomy places the organism in Eukaryota, Viridiplantae, Streptophyta, Magnoliopsida, Malvales, Malvaceae. The coding region runs from base 180 to 986 and encodes 268 amino acids.